Bombina bombina (fire-bellied toad) is the source of this 1822-nucleotide messenger RNA. It is a transcript of the gene DBF4, whose product is annotated as DBF4 zinc finger. The record is from RefSeq and is a predicted model, not a curated record. Gene Ontology annotation, biological process: positive regulation of nuclear cell cycle DNA replication; regulation of cell cycle phase transition. Gene Ontology annotation, molecular function: protein serine/threonine kinase activator activity; zinc ion binding; nucleic acid binding. Lineage: Eukaryota; Metazoa; Chordata; Amphibia; Anura; Bombinatoridae. Gene Ontology annotation, cellular component: Dbf4-dependent protein kinase complex; nucleus.
AAACAGGAAUUUCUCCCCAAAAAUAGUAUAUUGUACAACGCCUGGAACUGGGGUGUAAAGAUACUUCAUGUUGAAGAAGCAAAACUUUACAUAGAACAGAAGAAAAGGGGACUGCAGGAUGUCAAAAAAUCUGAAUCAUCCGUCAAGCCACUGAGUAAACGCCCUGUGCGACGGAAAGCAAAACCACAAAAAUUGAAAAACCCUUUCUUGAAAGUUGAAGAUACCAGUGGUGUGAAUCAGAAUUGCACGAAGCAAGAUGGUGGCAAUCCUGUAUGUCCUACAGUGAGGGGGGCAAAAAAGCGUGGUUACUGUGAAUGCUGCCUCAAAAAGUAUGAUGAUCUUGAAUCUCACCUUCUAAGCCAGCAGCACAAAAGUUUUUCACAGAGUACACACUAUCAAGUUGUUGAUGAUCUUAUCUGUACCUUUGAUUUUGACUUUGUCGAUUGGUCGAAAUACAGAAAUCAAAUGAAAAGUGUGGAAACGUUUAUGGUGCCUAUGGACAAAGGAAAAGACAAGCCAGAGGGAAACCAACCAAUAAAGUUAAUUUCACAAAAAAACUAUGCUUAUGAAAAUGAACAUACCUCCUUCCUAAAGACUAAUUUAUUCAAGGAUGAAGCACAUUUAAAUUGUAUUAAAACAGACUAUUGUACUAAACAAACUCUAUCCCCACUCUGUACUCCUCCUGAUUCAUGUAGCAUGCAUUUUAGAAUGAACUUUAUUAAACCUGUGGCAAAUGCAGCUACUGUAUCCCCAAAGGAUUGUUUAGGAGAUUGUUUUAAUUACACAGAUGAGAAAAAUACAGUUUUCAUGCAAAAUACAAAAGAAAAGAACAUCUCUGAGAUCCCACAAGAAUUAAAUCUUAUAGAACCCUCUCCUAUGCCGCCUAUUCAGGAGUGUGAUCCUAAAUUAAGACAUUUGUCAAAAGAAGAACUUAAAAUAUCAAGCUCACCCUCUUUUCCUGCUAUUGAUCUUCAAAUGUUUAAUUCAGAUCUCCCUGCAUAUAACUCCCCUUUUGUGACACUGGAUUAUUUACAAACCAAAGAAAGGACAGAAGAGAAAAGGACUUCAGAAAAAUUACAUUCUUCUAAACCAUGUCUUGAUUCGUCUAACCAUAGUUCUGACUGUUCUCCAUCAGGAACCUUGUACAGGAAGGUGAAAAACAAAGAAAGAAAAAAUAGAAAUCCAUGUCAAAUAGACAAAUGUGUAAAUAAAGUCUCUCUUGCUCGGGAUGACAGUAUGCUUAGCUCACCCAAAAGCCUUUCAGGAUUAUUUCAGUCGAGUGGGGAUAAAUCGGAGUUCCUUGGAUUCACAGAAAGCAACCCGUGCAGUAUGGAAGAUGUAAAUCUAGAGACUACCCAAGGAAGUAUGUUAAGGUCUUUAUUUUCAAGCACUACUUCAUCUGCCUCUACCUUUGUGGGCUUUUAAUGUUGUUGUUUUUUUUUUUUAUAGAAUUGUGAAUUUUAUUGCAAUGCAUAAAGGCUAAUUGUUGAAAGUUUCAAAGAAAUAUAAUACAUGUGUUGGAUAAAUACACUGUCUACCUUGAUUUUACUUAGUUCAUGUAUAUUCAUUUAAUUUACUGAAAAUAAUUAUGAAGACCUUAUCUCUGAGUGACAAUGGCUUGUUUAAACACUUUCCUGGGGGUGCUUUUGAAAUGGUUGUUUUUGAAUAAUGUUUAUCAAAAAGUGACACUUUUUUAAAUAUUUAUCAACAAAAUAGGCUCUUACUUAGCUCCAAGUAUUUGUCUUGCUUGUGGUAAAAUUUUUAUUCAUUGUAAUGUUCUUACCAUUUUGUUAAUAAUCAACCACUACAGGUUUCUACCAGA